CCUGAGAGUUGCAUUUUAGCUCAGAAUUGUCACGGGUACAGAGGUGCAAAAAUUCUCAGAGGCAAAGUCUGCACCCUCUUCCUCCAGUGUGCACAUAGAACUUGUUGAUGCUUUUCAGGACGAUGUCCUAGCCCUACCAUGUUUUACUCCUUGGGGGAUAAUAUGUUCUCAUUUGUGAAUAGCAUCGGCUUAUCAGACCUCUAUAUAAGGACCAUUGUGUUAAGACCUUAGCUGACAUUUCUGAGUGGUUUGCCGGCUUAUAUUUAUGUUACUUCCCAUCUACCAGUAGCUUGCGGCAUUUAUAUUGGAUUAGAUGUUCUUUUGGUCUGGCAGUGAUAAACUGAGUAAUAACAGUCAGGACAGGAUGGCAUACUCAGAUGUGUACAUUUAAUUUUCUGUGAAAUAUUUACAGUUUUGGAACUGGUGGGCAGAGAAAAUAAGGCAGAUUUGACAUUCCAGUGCCACUCAAUAACUACAGAAAAUAAAUGCUAUUACUGCAUGCAAGUAGAAAGAAUUGAAUCUCUAUUGUCUGUGUGCUUUUUGUCAAACAAUUUGAAUGCCAAGAGAGUACUGUACAAUUAUAUCAACCAUCCCGCGCCAUUUGUAAAAGGGUGUGAUUUUUCAUGCUUCUUCAUGCCUGAAUAUAUUACGUGUGGAACACACAUACAGUGUGUUUGCUUUUAUUUUAUGACCUUCCAAAGGGUGAUGUGUAUAUUACCUGUUUAUACACCUUGGUAUUUAAACUGAAAAAAUCCGUUUUGUAACAUUGUUCAGGGAUACACUGUAAUAGCAGUGCUCUACCUGGGAUGUGUACCAACAAUGCCCUGAACCUGAUGGAGUCCAGUCCAGUUCCUUAACCUAUCCACACCAAUUACUCUCAAAAAGGCUACCUCAAACAGAUGUUGCUGAAUUAUGUACAUAGGCUAUUUGCUAGCCAUGCUUAGAUGUUUCCCAGUAAUGUGGGUUUAUGGCAUAAAUAGUGAGGGGGUACCAUGGAAGAAGUGGGCAUAUGCAACUCCUUAAUGGUGGUAGAUUGGUGGCACUCAGCAACCCUGUUCCCCACGAGGAAGGAAGCCUCAUCCACACCAGAGUGUGCUGCUAAUUUGUUGUGAAAAUUGGUCUAUAUUUAGACUGGACGAUUUGAUUUUGGAGCGUGGUUGGGACACAUUUCGCAGAAGGUCAUGAACGCCCACCUCCUGCCAUUUUACUUGUUCCCCCUGUUCCUACACUGUUCCCCCACAGCGGUCAGUCAUGGCCCAGAGCACUUUGAGAAAGACAAAGGCCAUGUCCAGUCAUACAGUACCAAGGACAUUAGGACAUUGUAGAUUCUUUGAAGGAGUGAGACCACAGAUAAAUUUAAACAAGAGCAAAAACCACGGGAUCCACAAACAGAUGGAGCAGGUCAUUUUGUGACCUGACCAUUUAUGUUUAUUUUUUCUUCAUUUCUGAGGGGAAUUAGGAAGGUUGUGGUAUGCGUGCCAGUCCCAGGGAGGGAAAAAGGGCCUUUAAUUGCUGUGGGUUAUUUAUGUGAUUAGGAAUGGUUAUGAUUUUUCAGUAAAUAGUGCAGUGCCCCACCAUGCUUCAAAUGAACAUUUCAAGCAUUCGUGUUUGGCUGCCAUCAAAUCUCAGCCCUGUUUGUUUUGGUUUGAUUCCGGACUUCUCUGACUAAGAACGGAUAUGAGCAUGUGUUUGUUUAUAGCAAUUAUAUUAUAAUUGACUGUUUCCUAGGAUCAUAUAAGCAACCCGAGGAGAGAGACUUGUGUUUUGUAUUCCCAUCAGUUUUUUCUCAGUCUUCUCUUCUUUCUUCGUCUCUCCCUCUCUGUAAAGUUGAUUGGUUGUCAAAUCGAUGCUAAACUCAAAUGCAGUGCCUGUUGAAUGUGGUCUCUUGUCCAGCUUUUCCCACAUCACCUGUAGGUCACUACUUAAUGAAGACUGAAACUUGGAAAUUAAGCCAGAGGUUCAGACGGUUCUGGAGCCUGUUUCACCCUUGGAUCUUCGUACGGAUGUGAGGAUGCUGGGCCCGGGGACAGACCCGAGCGUGUGGGAGAAGCAGCUACAGCAGGAGCUGCUCCUGAUCCAGAAGCAGCAGCAGAUCCAGAAACAGCUGCUCAUCACAGAGUUCCAGAAGCAGCAUGAGAACCUGACCCGACAACACCAGGCCCAGCUGCAGGAGCAUCUCAAGCUUCAGCAGGAGCUCCUGGUCAUGAAGCAGAAGCAGGAGCUGCUGGAGAAGGAGAGGAAGCUGGAGCAGCAGAGCCAGGAGCAGGAGCUGGAGAGACACCGCAGGGAGCAGCACAUCCUCAUCCUGAGGAGCAAGGAGCGUGCCCGAGAAAGAUCUAACGGUGGUGACUCUGAGCGUCACGCAGCUUGGAGCUUCAGGAUAAUCCCAAGCCCUCUGCAUGUGAACCCUGCUUUCACAGGUGCAGUGGCCAGCACAGAGGUCAAGCAGAAACUCCAGGAGUUUCUCUUGAGUAAAUCUACCAAGGACCCGGGCGCCAACGGUGUCAGUCACCCCCUGGGCCACCACCCCAAACUCUGGUACACAGCUGCCCAUCACACCUCCCUUGAUCAGAGUUCACCCCCCCUGGGCGGGACAUCCCCCACCUACAAGUACACCCUCCCCUCAUCUCUGGACAACAGGAAUGACUUUCCUCUGAGAAAGACAGCCUCUGAGCCCAACCUGAAAGUGCGGUCGCGGUUGAAACAGAAGGUGGCAGAGAGAAGGAGCAGCCCCCUGAUGAGGAGAAAAGAUGGAAGUGUCAUCACACCCUUCAAAAAGAGGACACUCGAGUUCAUAGACUCCACGGUCAGUAGCAGUGCUCCAGGAUCGGGUCCCAGCUCCCCUAAUGGAGCGUCCAGUGCCCUGGGAGCUGAAAACGGACCCUCCUCCCUGCCGACCACCACUCAAACUGAGCGCUGGCCCACACAUCAGAGAGUACUGAAGCCUGAAGAGUCGAUGACCUUGCUGAGUCUCUACACAUCUCCUUCCUUGCCCAAUAUCACCUUGGGCCUCCCGGCUGUAUCUUCCUCCAUAAAUGCUGCUAUGGCACUGAAAGAGAAGCAGGGAGAUGGCAGGAGUGUGACGGCAGCAAGGCCGGCUCUGCCCAGUCACUUCCUCGGCACUGUGCCCCUUCAACCUGGCCUGGCCCCUGUCGCCCUGGAGACCAAGGUCAACAGCAGUCACCAGGCUCUCCUGCAGCACCUCCUCUUGAAGGAGCAGAUGAGGCAGCAGAAGAUUCUCUCCACUGGCCCAGGCAGCACCCCCGUCCUUCCUCAGUCCCCCUUAGCCAUGAAAGAGCGACCGGCCUCAAGCGUGCGCCACAAACUCCCCCGACACCGGCCCCUGAACCGGACCCAGUCAGCACCUCUCCCUCAGAGCACGCUGGCCCAGCUGGUCAUCCAGCAGCAACACCAGCACUUCCUGGAGAAACAGAAACAGUACCAGCAGCAGGUCCACAUCAAUAAGAUGCUGUCAAAGUCCAUUGAACAGCUACGCCAGCCCAAUGCUCACCCACAGGAGUCUGAGGAAGAGGACACUAAGGAGCAGCCUAUGCAGGAGGACAGGGUGCCCCCUAGUGGUGUCAUCCGGAAUGGGAGCCAGAACAACAGCAGCAGCAGCAGCAUCAGCAGCAUCAGCAGCAGCAGCAGCAGCAGCUCUGAUGGAGAACUCCCUGGGUCACACCUGGGGGUCAUCAAGGUCAAAGAGGAGCCGCCUGACAGUGAAGACGAGGGCCUGGCCAAUCAGAGCAAAGCAGCCACGCAGAGCACCUACCUGCACCAGGAGCCAGGGUGCAUCCAGCAGUUCCGCUGGUACCAGGCUCAGCUGGUGACUGUCAUGGCUACCCGAGUUGAGGCAAAACCCCUGCCGGGUGCCAGGGUCCAGCCGCCUCCGCUGGACUCUCCCCCUCGGCAGCACACAUUGCUCGGGCAGGCCGGCGCGUCUGCCCACUCCACUGGCCUGGUGUAUGAUGCUGGAAUGCUGAAGCACCAGUGUGUGUGUGAUAACUACGCUAAUCACCUGGAGCAUGCAGGCCGUGUCCAGAGUAUCUGGGCCCGCUUGCAGGACUGUGGCCUGGUGGACUGCUGUGAGCGCAUCCUUGGCCGUAAAGCUAGUCUGGAGGAAGUCCGAUUGGUCCAUUCUGAGCGCCACACUCUCCUGUACGGAACAAACCCACUGAACAGACAGAAACUUGACCCAAAGAAGCUGCUGGGCUCCACCCCUCAGGACAACUUCACAGUAUUGCCUUGCGGUGGAUAUGGGGUGGACAGUGACACAGUUUGGAAUGAGCUGCACUCAUCCACGUCGGCACGCACGGCUGUGGGCUGUGUCAUCGAGCUGGCGUCCAGAGUGGCCUCAGGAGGGCUGGAGAAUGGCUUUGCUGUGGUGAGACCUCCCGGCCACCAUGCAGAGGAAUCUACAGCCAUGGGGUUCUGCUUCUUCAACUCCAUUGCGAUCGCUGCAAAGUACCUGAGACAGAAGUUGAACGUCGCCCGAAUUUUAAUUGUGGACUGGGAUGUUCACCAUGGCAACGGCACACAGCAGGCCUUCUAUGCUGACCCUGCCGUCCUCUACGUCUCCCUGCAUCGCUAUGAUGAAGGGAACUUCUUCCCUGGGAGUGGAGCCCCUGAUGAGCGUGGAAGCGGCCUUGGCGAGGGCUAUAAUGUAAAUAUUGCUUGGACAGGUGGCCUGGAUCCACCCAUGGGAGACGUGGAGUACCUCGCAGCUUUCAGGACAAUAAUCAUCCCUCUUGCCCAUGAGUUUGAUCCUGACGUGGUGCUGGUGUCAGCUGGGUUUGAUGCCAUGGAAGGUCAUGAACCACCGCUGGGCGGGUACAAAGUCACAGCUAAAUGUUUCAGUCAUCUGACCCGGCAGCUGAUGCAAGUGGCCCGGGGACGUGUGGUCCUGGCACUGGAAGGGGGACAUGACCUGGGUGCCAUAUGCGAUGCGUCAGAGGCCUGCGUCAACGCGCUGCUGGGAAAUGAGCUGGAGCCCCUCUCUGAGGACGUUCUCCACGCAAAACCGAACGCAAACGGCGUGACCUCCAUUACGAAAACCAUCCAAGUUCACAGUAAGCACUGGAAAUGCCUAAAAAGGUAUUCCCCUACUGUUGACCUAUCACUUGCCGAGGCCUUGAGUCAGGAGAAGGAUGAGACAGAAGCUGUCAGAGCAAUGUCACUGCUCUCGGUCGAUGUGAACCUUUCAUCAAAACCAGAAGAAGUCAGGGCUGCCCCUGAGCCAAUGGACGAGGAGCCAGUUCUGUGAAGUGCCAAGUCUUCCCAGCCAUUUCCUGUCUGUGACAUCAUUGUGUAUCCCCAGAAGGCACCCUGAUCCGUGUCUUGUCUACUGCCUGGGUGGCGCACAUCGCACGGAACGUAAACACGGGGCGCAGGACUCAUUUCACUUGUUCCUUGAACACAUAUGAAAGCAGAACUCUGGCUCUCGUCAUUUUUUGGGAUGCUAUUUCAAGCGCAGAGUCGCUCUCGAUUAGGAAUAUGUCUUUCAUCGUGGUGAAAUGCUGACACAUGGCUCCAGAUAUUUUGUUUCAUAUGUUUGUUUUUUUAAGUAUACAAAACACCUUUUCAAAUUUUCAGAUCAUUUUAGAUAUCAUGGAGGCACUUUCUCCAAUUUUUUUCUUAUGAAAGCAUUUUGAAAGAGCAUGCUAGUCUUUUGUAACUACAAAGUGAUGGAGGUGACUUACUAUUUUUCUAGUUACAUUUGUACUCACACAAAAAUAUCUAGCCAAGAGGGCCUUCACUGGGCAGGAAAUUAUACGCCAUGCUUAUAACCAUUUAUCCUUGGAUGCCAAUGGGGUUUUCAAGAUCUAAACUAGCCAACUCCAUAAUUGUGAGUAACACAACAAUCAAUGAAGUGCUAUUUCUUCAGGAGUGACACAUGAACGAUUUCCCCUCAAUGAAAGCAAUUAUGUUGAAGAUUCUCCAACAGUUCCAAUGCCUCUUUAAAAACUAACAUAACUAUGAAGAAGGCUGUUUAAUGGCAUUGAAAUGGUUCUAAUUUACAAUGUUCCUGUGUUUGUUACGCAGCCGCCUCGCCACCCCCAAACCUCCCCCCACCCCCAAGCAGCUUGAAAGCGGCACGUUGAACCCGAAACAGAAGAGCAUCGCAUGCCUGUUCACAAAUCUGAAGGGAGCCAUAACUAGAACAAGCUUUGCUCAAAGGUUACGACGAUAUGAAAGAUCAAACAAUGUGGUUCCAGUUAGGGCGAACGGAGACCGGUAAAUCAAAGAUGAAAAGAUCUCACUCAAAUAAAAUUAUAGAUUUCUCUUUUGUCAUCAGCACAGGCAGUAUUUUUUUGGCAUGUGGGCAUGCCGCAGGGUCAGUUGUUGCAUUUCAUAAAGCGCAACUCCUCAGAUAAUUGAAUGAUGAAAUGUGAAACCAGUGAGGAAGACAUAGGAUGGGGCAUAUAUGAUCAUGUGUCCGUACAAUUUUUCUUUUGGGGGGGUGGGGGGUGUUGGGAUUGGCCUUAUUUAUCCAAAGUCUAUACUAUAUUCUCCAAGUAGAACCUUUGAAGAAUAAGAUAAAAGCUGCAAUAGAAUCUAUGUAGGCCUACCAACUGAAAAGACAGGAGAUGAUGAAAACAUAGGAGAGCUGGUUGCAGUAAAGAAGAAGGGUUGAAAUUCCAUGAAAUUAUGAGUAGCUACAGCCCAUGUUCUGUUUUACAUUUUUAAUGAAGAAAUUAUAUACAUGUUCCUUUUUAUUCAAAUGUAAACAGUUUUUAACAAUAUAACAUUAAGUAAAAACUGAACAAUAGGAAUUUCUUCAGUGGGUUACACAUUCAUAACAAACAUUUUAGUUACAGUAACUCCAAGACUACUCUUUUUUCUUUUCCUUCCAUGAUGGUAUAUUUCAGAUGUGACUAGUUCACUUUGAAGGAAUGAAGCUCUGUUCGGCAUUAGUUUGUCCCUGAAAGUGAUUUUAUUAGCGUGCACUGUCAGAGAUUUGGUAGUGCAUUGUGAUCGAGUCCAAAAGAAGUAAAAACUGGCAACUCACACAUUACAGCUAAGUCUACGAGGUAAACCUAGCUGCGGUACAUCUGCAGUUAGCUUGACAAAUCACCUAUACGAGUACUGGAAGUAACCAGAGGGUGUGUGAUGGCUUGUCAGGUGCAGUACCUGACUGUCAUUUUCAUUCUAUGAAAAGUUGUCCGCGUUUCUUUAAGAGUGAGCGUGAGGGGGGCUGGUGUGGUCACUGGUGGCAUUUGUUAAACGUUUUGAAGGAGAAUGGGGUUCAUCUGGUGUUUUCAUUUUUGCCACUGGAGUGGUAAAAUGCCACCACUGCACAUUAUAGUACAUGCACUACUAUCAUUACCUGAACACAGCAUCUUGGGCAAUAGCGCUGCUACACCAAUGCCUUGAAGGCUCUGUGGUGUUCAGUAGAGCCUCCACCUGCCUCAACAAUUUCAUUCAUAUGGAUACCAACUGUUAGCAGUGUGACACAGUGGUUGAGGUGGUUGGGGUAUGAACUUGUAAGCAGAAAUUUGCACAUCAAAAUUAUGGAUGUGUCACAUUUUGUAUCAUUGAGCUAUCCUCUUAAAUUCAGGGUUUCCAGAACUUUCCUGGAAAACAAGGUAUACAUUUGUCCAGUUUCCCUGAUGUUCCUUGAAUGUUAUUUUUAAGUCAUUUCAAAAAAACAUUAUAGGAAUGGUCUCAUAUUGUCCAUAUUCAUGUCAAUUUUACUGAAACAUUUGCUAAACAAAUGUUCAACAAAUCAAUAUUUUUUUUUAAAUACUGAAAAGGUUAGACACAUCCCUCCCUGAGGAGUAAUUUUUAUUAUGUGAAACGGCCAGGGGAAAUUACCAGUAAAUAUGUAUGUAACAUGCAUCAAACAUUUCUCUGAGACCAUUUUAUAAAAAAUAAAGACUGCUUGAGGAAAGCUCACCUGAUAAAAUUAUCUAACAACCAAAUAUGAAUCUAACUGGGUUCUAACUUCCCCAUUUUUCUUGAGAGGUUACCUUUUAGCUGGAAAGGUACUUAAUUUGAAUUGGUACAGCACAUAUCCAAUUGUAUAAAUGGACGGUGACUGAGAAGGGCCAUGAAGGAGGUUGUUAACGGUUUUCUGUUAGCACCUUAUUUAAUUACUAAAAGAUUAGUAUUACAAUAAUAAUAUUAAUCAUUGUAAUCAAUCAGUCUAUCCACUAUAUCCUUUCUCCUUAGUUUAAGAAAUUAAAUUUAAUCAAGAAUUGCUGUUUUUUCCAGUCACAUAAUUCUUCCUUACACAUCAUCAUAUGUUUAAGGAUUCCAGAAAUUUUAUGUGAACGACAAAGCACUGAACUCUUUGGACUGAAUGCCCCUUCCUAGCAUCUAAGAUAACAUAGAGGAAGAAUACAUUGGAGGACUUUAAGUGCUAAUCACAAUGGACCAGGACAUCUUUGCAUAUUUGCCAGUGUAAAUCCAUAUACAGGUCAUUUUUGGUACAAAGAGAUAUAAAUUACUGUGAUAUAUCUGAAUAUUUGUGAUAGACUAUCUGCCUAUCUGUGUACAACAACUUUACCAAAAUAAUCUAUUGUAACUGAUGCAGAUAGUCCAUAGAUACCUGCGUUGUCUGGCAAAGAGUAUUACAUCUUUUUAAAUAAACACUAUUAUUGGUGGUUCUACUAUAAAAUGUGUGACUGUCCAAUUGCAAACUUGCUUUAAAGAAAAUCGGCAGAUCGUUCCUUUCAUGUCAUAGUAGUUCAAAUGUAAUCAUAAUGAUUGUUCUAAUUUGCACUCAAAUGAUAAACCAAAGGGACAGUGGAUGUAUUAUGCUUUAUAAGGUGAUGGGUUCCAAUAGUCAAAUACAUAAGUCAAUGAAAACUAAAAGAAAACAGUUCAGGGAAAAGACAACAGCAGUUUCAUCAUUGGCUAAUUUACCUGAAAACUGCACACAGUCAAAUUGAUCAUUUCUGUGUGACAUCACUGUUUAUUUGUUGCUACUUUCCAAGCAAAGAGCCAAAUGAAGCUCUCCAGGGUAAACUGGACACAUCUGUUCCAAAUAAGAGUCAACCAAUAGGAGGAAUUCAUGAAUAAUUCAUUAUAAUUUUGUUUUUGGUUUAGAUGCCUCCGAGUUGGUAUAAGUGCUUUGAGACUUUGAGAAGACAGUUCGUUCUAUAGGGUUGCAAAACACAUAUUCCAGAAUAUAAAAUUGCAUUAUGAAGUAAAACAUCUGGUUAUACCUGCUAUGAUUUCAAUUGCAGUAUAUUUGCCAAAACAUCUUCAUGUAUGUUCCAAAUUAUUAAUGUGUAUUUGUUCAGAGCAUCUUUAUCAUUAACUGUAUGUUGAAAACCAUCAAUUCAUAUGACUUCUUUGCCCUCUGAAUGUAUGAACAAAAAGGAGACGUUUUUGCACUUUGACCAAAGCAUUGAGUAACAAACUCAUGUUGCCAAAAGUAAUUAUCAAUUAGAGUGUGUUAAAUGCAAGACUGCAGUUGGAUCAAAUGCUUUCAAAGUACAUUACAGUUCAUGGGGCUCCCCUUGAAUUACAGUAGGAUAACCUAUAGGAACAUAUUUCUUAUCUAGAAACAAUUAGCUUAGUCAGUUUCCAUUCUGACAGGAUUGGCUCUUACUAUCAUAUUCUGUGUCUAUGCACAGUCUGUCUAUCCAUCCAUCCAUUAUCUAUACCCGCUUAUCCUGGUCAGGGUCAGGGGGGGUGCUAGAGCCUAUCCCAGUCUGCAUUGGGUGAGAGGCAGGAAACAGACUGUCUAUCAAACUAUAUUUAAUUAUAUCUUCAAAUAAAGCAAAUGCAUAUAGUCAAGGAGGAGCCCAAUAUUUAUAAGCCUGCCUUGAGUUAUAGGGAUCUUAUGAAGAUAUGGAGAGAGGUUCACCCUAUACAAAGUCAUAAAGUGUAUUUCUGUAUCUGGUUGGGAGGUGCCAGGUUGUAUCUAACCCCAUCAUGCAAGGUCCUGAACUAGAAAUUACAAGACUUAAAAGGUCUUACCAUUUUUGUUUAUAACUUAUGAAACAUUAGGCAUUUUGUGUUUGGUGAACACUGGAAUUAAUAAAUUUUAAAUAAGAACCUUAGACACCUGGAUGAAAUUAAGGCCAAAGUACAUUUUAGUAAUAUUCAGUCUUUCCCUGAGAGUAGUUUUUCCCUAGAUGGGUCCAGACUACUGCUAGCAAUAAUGCAACAAAUCAUAGGCUGGAUUCAAUUGUUAACUUUAUUUUACUAAUUUAUGCAUAUAUGGCAUCACUUUAUUGAAGGCCAGUUUGAUGAUUUAAUCCUACUGAUCACAGAAUUUAGCAAACUAGUUUGGGGAAGAAAAAACAGAGACGUGCGUUCUGGCUCUGAGUCAAAGUUCAAGAUAUUGACUGAAUCCAGGCCAAAAUAAUUUUUCUAACUAUUUGGUGGCUUUUCAGACAUGUGUGUGUGUUAUCAGAAUAAUCUGAAUGGCCCUUCUUUUGAGACUGAAAAGUUGAAAGGCCUACAAUUGGCAAGCAGGAAACGUUAUUAGGUCAAAUGCCUCUUUAGUGGGGGAACUUUUUGCAGUUUUCCCUUUUCAUUUUCCAAAAUCCUUUUUCUUGUCCGAUUAUUACAUUAUUAUGUUACUUUCACUGUACUGAAAACCUGUUUAGAAUAAUAUGAUCAACCAUGCUAUCCCUAUUUACAUUGAGAUGCAGUAAAGAACAAUAAACAACUUUUUUUUAAAGAUAUUCUUGUAAAAGUGAAACUAUGUAGAUAAACAGUCUAUAUGUGUAAAUAAUACCAAUGUAAUUAUAAUGGAGUGGUGUGUUUUGUUGUACUCAAUGCUAACUUUCCACUUAUUCACUGUCUAUCAUAGCCUGUUGUUCUCUCUUGUGAGUGUUUGACUUUUGGCUACAUUGUAAUAAAUCAGCUUUGGUCUGAAAAAAGAUUAUUAUCCACUAAUGAAAA
Anguilla anguilla (European eel) is the source of this 10863-nucleotide messenger RNA. Its product is annotated as histone deacetylase 9-like. Gene Ontology annotation, molecular function: histone deacetylase activity. The record is from RefSeq and is a predicted model, not a curated record. The transcript has 25 exons. Gene Ontology annotation, cellular component: histone deacetylase complex. Gene Ontology annotation, biological process: chromatin organization; negative regulation of transcription by RNA polymerase II. The coding region runs from base 2012 to 5263 and encodes 1083 amino acids. NCBI's taxonomy places the organism in Eukaryota, Metazoa, Chordata, Actinopteri, Anguilliformes, Anguillidae.